Colletotrichum godetiae is the source of this 1064-nucleotide messenger RNA. RefSeq lists its product as uncharacterized. Bases 256 to 942 code for a protein of 228 amino acids. The transcript has 3 exons. Lineage: Eukaryota; Fungi; Ascomycota; Sordariomycetes; Glomerellales; Glomerellaceae. The record is from RefSeq and is a predicted model, not a curated record.
AUUAGAUCUACGGAGUCUUCUUGCUCUACCUGGAAUGUGGCGGUUCGGCAGAGCAUUGAAGGUUGUCGAGUCUAACUUCGUCUGAUGAUGUUGCCCAAACAUUCAAGACGACGUGAGCAACGGCCAGCCCCUGAUCUUCACGCUACCCCUCUUCGAAGCAACAACGUUGAUAACGACUUGAAAAGAUGAGCCCCGCGUCAAGUGUUGCCAGGCUGGUAUACUUUUCCACUGUAGACAGACUUCAUCACAGAAAUCAUGUUCAUCUCGCUCUCCAUCUCGUUCCCGUGGGCCAUUUUGGUCACCGUGGCAUGGGCAUUUGGACAAGACGCCCCAAGCCCCGGCGGACCCAUCCCGGGCUACGGAAUCUUCAUCCCCCGAUGGGAAAUCCCUUCCCCCGACGGCAGCGGCAAGAUGCUUUCCCUCAGAGGCACGGUCGAAGAGGUGGCCGCUCAGGUCCUCGAUAUGCACCCGACCUUCGAUAUUGACGACCAGUUUGGCAAGAUUGCGAUGCCAGAUAUUGGGAAAAGAGCUACCUUUGAGGAUAAAGACCAGACGCUGUGUAACAAUUUCAGGGAGGCCAAUAGGACGGCCGCGCACCUCAGUAUCGAUUACCUGAGGACGAUUCAGGGGAAGCCUGAGAACGGGGCCGGGCCAGCAAAUUGCGGGCGGGUCAGUUGUCGGAAUGGCACGGGCAUCUGGUGGUGCAAUGACGCCAAAAGCUCCAAGCAGAUCGAUUCGUUUGGCGACAUUGCCGACGGCGUCCAGCGCGUCUUGUCAAAGUGUAGGGACAAGUUGGAUGCGAACCAAGGACAAGGCAUGACUGUCAGCGGGCAGGCUUUUCACAAGGACGAUUGGAAUGUGGUUGUCAGAGGCGGAGACAACUGUGACGAUGCAGGUGUCAAUAUGAAUCCCAAAGGCUCUCGGAGACUGUUCAAAGCGUAAGCAUCCUGAAUUUAGCCACGUGUGGUAGUAUUAGGAGCGAAUAACAUCUCCUGGUUGGAAGUAAGCACAUCCACGGCUAUGGUGUGCGGAGAGAUUGCGGAAACAGAGCGGUGAAGGUAAAC